This is a messenger RNA of Plasmodium relictum, 2311 nucleotides long. The record is from the annotation of a RefSeq genome assembly. Lineage: Eukaryota; Apicomplexa; Aconoidasida; Haemosporida; Plasmodiidae.
UCAUUGACCACAAGGUUAAGGAUAGAAAUACAUAUGAUGGUAUUAGACGAAUGCAAAAAAGAGGUAAGGAACAAAAAAGAAUUUUUUAAAACAUUCAUAGGAUAAUUUAAAUUACAAGAUAAUUCAAAUGAAAAAGAACUAUUAGAAAUAGAAGAAGAAAUAAUGAAAAACAUUACAUUAAAAAAAAAAAAAGAGGAAUUGGAGAAAUUUAAAAAAGAAAAAUGUUUUAUUGAAUUGAUGCAAGAAUGGAUGAAUAAUGAAAGGAAAUAUAUGGAAGAAGUGAAUAAAGAAAACUUAUUAAGAGUUGAUGAAGAAAGAAUUGAAAACCCCAUGUUACAAAAGCAAAAGAUUAUAUGGAAGAAACAUUGAGAAGAGGUAUGUAAGAAGUUAGAGAAUGAAAAUAAAAAUGAAUCUUUUAUAAUUUGCAUGGGUGGUUAAUAAAAGGUAUUAUUAACCUUUUGUAGCAUGCUAAGCUAGUUGCUAGUUGUAUACGUACAAGUUAGCCACGCACUGACGCUAGUCUUAUAAAAAAAAAAAAAAAAAAUAAAUUUAUUUUUUUUUUGGGAGUUUUUGAAAGUUAUGUUAUGUUAUGUUAUAAUAUGUUUUAAUUUUUAGUGUAAAUAAAAAUUAAAAGAAAGAAAUGUUAACUUAUUAAAAAAACUUAAGAGAUAAGAGAAAUGUUUAUGUAUUAUUCAAUGUAUAUCUUGAAAUAACAUUGAAUAUCAUAAAAUUUUGACUUAAUAAAUUGUUAUAAAUUGUUAGUAUGUUUUUAAUUAAAAGAAGACAUUAAUUCUUUGUAAAUAAAAACUCAUUUAUAGCGGUUAAUAGGUUUAUUAAAAGAUGCAGUAAAAUUUAACUUCAAUUAAAUAUUAAGCAUCAUAAGAAAACAGUAUAUAUAUAUAUAUAAUAAAAACUAAUAUAUAUACAUAAACGUAUACUUAGUUAUACAUGCUCUUUAUUAAUUUGUUUGCUUAAUACUCUAGCAAAUUCAUUAAACGGGCAAUUAAUAAAUCAAUGGGUGAAUACAAUAAAGAAUUCAUUGGAAAAGAAGUAGAUGAAAUUAACGUAGUAGAACAAAAUAUAAAAGCCAAUCAAAUUGAAAAGGAAAGAGAAAAACUAAAAUAUUUACAAGAAGAGAAAAAAAAAGAAAUAAAUAGAAAAUAUGAAAAAGAAAGGAAAAAAAAAGAAAAAAAGAUAAAAUAUAUGGAAGAGCAUAUAGAAGAAGUAAAGAAAAAGAGUACUUGUAUGACAUUGAGAAAAAAAUCGAAUUGUAAAACUAUGAUAGAAAUACAUAUGCUAAUAAUAGAGGAUUGUAAGUAAGAGGAAUGGGAAUCAAAAAGAAAAGAAUUUUUAGAAAUUUGCUUGAAUGAAUGAUUAAAAGAUAAAGGAACAAUUGAAGGUGCAGUAGACAAAAAAUUCAUAAUAAAAGAAGAAAGCAGUAACAUUGCAUUGGAAAAACAAAAGAUGUUAUCGGAGAAAUGGAUAGAAAGACAAAGAAAAAUGUUGAAACUAUGGAAAAAGGAAGAAUGGUUUAAUAAUUUGAAAGAAUGGAAAAAGGAAGAAAAAAUAUAUAAAGAAACAAUGCACAAAGUAGAAGUCAUGGAUAGAGCAAAUGAGAUGGAAAGAGAAAAAGAAUUAUGGAAACAAUGGAUUUAGAAACAAAAAGAAGUAUUUAUGAGAUAUGAUAAGGAAAUGUGGUUUAAUAAGUUGCUAGAGGAAUGUGAGAAGGAAAAAGACCAAUGAAUAAUAAAAGAAAACGAAGAGAACAUAGAAGAAAAAAAAAAUUCAGAUAAGAAGAAAAGAGUAGUAAUAAUAAAGGAAGAAGUAGACAAGAAAACAAAGAAGAAAAUUUUAAUAUCUCAUAUAUGCAUAGAGAUACAUAUGGCAGUAUUAGAUCAGUGUAAGAAAGAAGAAUUAAAGUCUAUGAGAAGUUAUUUUCUUAGAUCAUAUAUAGAACAAAAUAAAGAAAAUGAAAGAUUAUAUGAAAAAGAAACGGGAAAUAAAGAGGCGGAUGAAAUAGAAAAAGCGAGACAAAUGAAUUUUAUUAUAGAAAAGAAGAUAAAACAAUGGGAAUGUUGGAAAAAAGAGGAUUGGCAUCAAGAAUUGAAGUUGGAUUGGAAAGAGGAAAUGAAGCACAUAAUAAAAACAACGGAUGAAAUAGAAGAAGAAAUAAUAAAUCCUAUUAUAAAAACGCAAAUGGUUCAGAAAAAAUGGUAAGAAAAACAAAGAAAUAUUUUAAAGAAACGGAGUAAAUAUAAUAAACUAGAAAAGCCAAUGAAAAAGGGAAAAGAUGAAGAAGAAAUAGAGAUGA